Sus scrofa (pig) is the source of this 465-nucleotide messenger RNA. NCBI's taxonomy places the organism in Eukaryota, Metazoa, Chordata, Mammalia, Artiodactyla, Suidae. The record is from RefSeq and is a predicted model, not a curated record.
AUGAAGAUAUUUGUUAAAAUUGUUUCACUAUUGUCCCUGAAGAUUAUUUACAUCUAUAGAAACCCCAAGGAUGUUUUGAUCUCAUAUUUUCAUUUUUCAAAUUGGUUGCUUACAUUAGAACCUUCACAUGACAUCGAACAUUUCAUGGAAAAGUUUCCAGAUGGGAGAGUGUUUGGAAGUCUCUGGUUUGAUCACAUCCGAGGCUGGUAUGAGCACAGACAUGACUUCAAUAUUCUGUUCAUGAUGUAUGAGGAGAUGAAGAAGGAUCUCCGAAGUUCUGUGCUGAAAAUUAGCAGUUUUCUUGAAAAAGAGUUGAGUGAAGAGGAUCUGGAUGCUGUUGUAAAGCAGGCUGCAUUUGAGAACAUGAAGCUUGAUCUACAAGCAAAUUAUGAUCAUAUUAUAAAACUUAAAAUGAAGCCAAGAACAAAGGAUGGACAUUUUCUGCGCUAAGGUGAUGCUCAGUGG